CCGGGCGCCUCCCAUCCGGCGGAGGACUGCAGGUGUGAUCCGACAGCACCGACCUCAGUUACCGGCUCCCGGCCCGAGCCAGCGGAAACCCCUGGAGCCCUAAGGCGGUGUGGGCUGCGGCGCGGGUGCGUGGGGCCGGCGUUGCUUCCCCGUGCUCUGAGGAGCCCCUAGUCCGCGCUCGGGCCCGCGUGCCCACCCCGGCAGUUCCUGCUCCGUCUCCCUGCAUGGGCUGGACGUACAAACGGGCUUGGGAAAAUCUGUUGUACCGGUACACGGUGGAGGAAGUUGCUGGGCCUAAAAAAGUUGACCUUACAUGGUGUCAGAAGUGAGUUCUGAAGGCACUGAUCACCAAAGAACAACAGCACCUGGACUGGAGCCCUUUACACAGUCACUGUAACUUUUGGUUUGGCAAUACAGACAUUCAGAUGGCAGAUAACAGUUUUUCAGAUGGGAUUCCUUCAGAUUCCUUGGAAGCUGCUAAAAAUGCAAGUAAUACAGAAAAGCUUACAGAUCAGGUGAUGCAGAACCCUCAGGUUUUGGCAGCUUUACAAGAACGACUUGACAAUGUCUCUCACACCCCUUCAAGCUACAUCGAGACUUUACCUAAGGCAGUGAAAAGGAGGAUCAACGCAUUGAAACAGCUUCAGGUGAAAUGCGCUCAUAUAGAAGCCAAGUUCUAUGAGGAAGUGCAUGACUUGGAAAGAAAGUACGCGGCACUCUACCAGCCGCUCUUUGACAAGAGAAGGGAAUUCAUUACUGGUGACAUCGAGCCAACAGACGCAGAGUCAGAGUGGCACAGCGAGAAUGAAGAGGAGGAUAAAUUGGCUGGGGACGUGAAAAAUAAAGUAGUCAUAGCAGAAAAAGAAGCAGCAGCCGCAGGAGAGCCAAGCCCCAGAGGAAUUCCAGAGUUCUGGUUCACCAUCUUCAGAAAUGUAGAUAUGCUAAGUGAAUUGGUCCAGGAAUAUGAUGAGCCAAUCUUGAAACACCUGCAGGAUAUUAAAGUGAAAUUCUCAGACCCUGGACAGCCCAUGUCUUUUGUUUUAGAGUUUCACUUUGAACCCAACGACUACUUUACCAAUUCAGUGUUGACAAAAACAUACAAGAUGAAGUCAGAACCAGAUAAGACCGACCCCUUUUCCUUCGAAGGUCCUGAAAUAGUUGACUGUGACGGGUGCACCGUUGACUGGAAGAAGGGGAAGAACGUUACAGUCAAAACAAUCAAGAAAAAGCAGAAACAUAAGGGCCGAGGCACUGUGCGAACAAUCACCAAACAAGUCCCCAAUGACUCGUUUUUCAACUUCUUCAGUCCGCUGAAAGCCUCUGGGGACGGAGAAUCACUGGAUGAAGAUUCUGAGUUCACAUUAGCCUCUGACUUUGAAAUUGGACACUUCUUUCGCGAGCGGAUAGUCCCGCGGGCUGUGCUCUACUUCACCGGGGAGGCCAUAGAGGAUGACGACAAUUUUGAAGAAGGUGAGGAAGGAGAAGAAGAGGACUUAGAAGGCGACGAGGAGGGGGAAGAUGAGGAGGAUGCUGAAAGUAACCCCAAGAAGGAGCCCAGCCAGCCCUCGGAGUGCAAACAGCAGUAGGAAGCCAGCGCGCCCUGCGUGUGGCCGCCCCGUAGGCAGCUGCAGCAUCACCGUAUUGACAGUGCUCACAUCUAACUUGUUUUAAGUGCAUGAUUUCACUUUAACUUUUUCUUUAUCCUGAUUAUUUUGCUUAACCUGUACAGUGGCGACAUCAAUGCAUUUCAGAAGUAGGACAUUUGAGUCCAGUACCCUCCACAGCCUUGGACUCGGCUCUGUGGACUUCUGUAGGCCCCGCCUCCAGGAGGGCCCCGCAGGCCACAUUAGGGUAGGGGCUGGAAGGCAACGCCAAGGAAAGGCGGCUAGGGAUGUGGUUCCAGGGCAUCUGGAAGCAGUUCCUCCGCCGUGGUGGGGCUGGGUUGUUUAAUUUGAAGAAAGCCUGCACCCUCAUUUCCAGCCGCAGGGUCUGCUGACAGGCACCAUCUUGGAAGAGCUGGGUGGGCCCGGGGUCCCGUGUCCUUAGCAGCUCCUCUGGUUUUGUUCCCCUCAGGUUCAGGGUAGCGCCUUACACCAGCCCUGGGGCAAGAGCUUUUGUAAAAGGUUCAGCCUCAUUUUUAUUUAUUCUUUCAUGCUUUUGAGGGCUUGGGGCUUCCUGCCCCUUGUCCUCGGGGUUUCUGAGACCAUGAUUGUGACUACAGGCCUGGAGACUCGGGCAGGAAAAGGUGGAGCCACGUACAGGGAAACCGCGCCUUCCCGCUGCCCACUGCUGGGGGCAGGGGCUCGUCCUUGUGACGCGCAGGCCACGCUUAGCUUCGGAGGGCGGAGCUGCAGGCAGCACCAGAUUUGCCGGCCUUCUGUGAUGAGGGGCUAGGCUGGCUGGGAAGAGCCACAUGCCCUUCAGUGUGUAAGCGUCAAGUCUUGCUUUCUCUAGGUGGCUCCCCAUUUCUUGGCCCCACGUUCAUCUUAAAAGCCCUGGGUUCAGAGCGAGCUGUUUUUGGCUGGCGUGUGGGGUUUCCAAGUGUGUGGCAGCCAGGGGCGCUGUCCCUGUGCUGGGGCCAGGCCUGCAGAGUGCUCAGCCUUAUGAUGCAUUUGUAACUGAAUACGGUGUUUCAAUUUGUACAGAAUAGUUAGAAUAUUCUAUUAAAGUUGUGAAACUAA
Manis pentadactyla (Chinese pangolin) is the source of this 2681-nucleotide messenger RNA. RefSeq names its product nucleosome assembly protein 1 like 4 (gene NAP1L4). The record is from RefSeq and is a predicted model, not a curated record. Gene Ontology annotation, molecular function: chromatin binding; histone binding. The transcript is spliced from 16 exons. Gene Ontology annotation, biological process: nucleosome assembly. Gene Ontology annotation, cellular component: chromatin; nucleus. Bases 426 to 1586 code for a protein of 386 amino acids. NCBI's taxonomy places the organism in Eukaryota, Metazoa, Chordata, Mammalia, Pholidota, Manidae.